UACUGUGUGAGCUGUGAUUGGUCACAGCUUGUCACAUGGUACAAGGCUGUUGUGAAUAGCCUUGUACCAUGUGACCUCUGUGAUCAUUCACAUAUUUCACUAGUAGUAAGCAAUGAUGUCAGAAGUGACAUCUUGCUUACACCUAUUCAUGUGAUCACUGAUUGGCCAAUCAGUGAUCACAUGAUCGGGAACUAACACAGAGGUCCCGUACAGUGAUCGGUGUUCCGUAGGAAACAGCAGGCACUGGAUCGCGGUGCCACGCACUCCCAGGAAGCGCGCACAAUCCAAAAUGAUGGGCGCCGUUUAUGAACAGCAACCCGCCCCUGCACUGCCACCAUACGGCCGUUUGUAUACAUUGGCUGGACAGGAAGUGGUUAA
Molecule: messenger RNA, 378 nt
Organism: Staurois parvus
Lineage: Eukaryota; Metazoa; Chordata; Amphibia; Anura; Ranidae
Source: the annotation of a GenBank genome assembly